Molecule: messenger RNA, 1177 nt
Organism: Syngnathus typhle (broad-nosed pipefish)
Lineage: Eukaryota; Metazoa; Chordata; Actinopteri; Syngnathiformes; Syngnathidae
Product: kazal-type serine protease inhibitor domain-containing protein 1-like
Exons: 4
Coding region: 1-927 (308 amino acids)
Biological process (GO): regulation of cell growth; regulation of signal transduction
Cellular component (GO): extracellular region
Molecular function (GO): insulin-like growth factor binding
Source: RefSeq, a predicted model, not a curated record
AUGUUUCUGCCAGUUGUGAUUUUGCUCCUGGUUCUCUGUCCGAACCCACAUCUGUGCCGGUCCCUUGAAAACCAGCCUUCCAGCCCUCCGCCCACCACCAUCACCGAUGCGACGGCGGGCUGCGGCCCUUGCCAAGCCGACUUAUGCCCGCCGACUCUUGGCUGUCGGGCCGGCGUGGUCAAGGACCGUUGCGGCUGCUGCUUGGAGUGUGCCAACCUGGAGGGGCAAGCCUGCGACCCGGGAGGUGCCAAUGUCCGAUUUGGACUCUGCGGCGCCGGGCUGCGUUGCCAGGUGGAUCCCAGACCUGCUGGAUGGGGACGGGGCCACGAGGAGGAGGAGGAGGAGGAGGAAGAAGAGCAAGUGUGUGUUUGCGAGGACCCCGAGGCGGUGUGUGGAAGUGACGGAGUGACGUAUGCAAACAUGUGCCACUUCAAAGAGGCUGCAUUUUCGGAUCCCACACUGCACACCAGGGGGAGUGGUCCCUGCAAGACUGUUCCGGUGAUCAAAGUGGGCCCAAAAAGUCAAGUGAAUGGGAGCGGCAGCCAUCUUGUUUUCCUGUGUGAGGUAUUCGCCUUCCCGAUGGCGGCGGUGGAAUGGCGUAAGGACAAACGAAGUGGUGGCGACAAACUGGAUGAGGACGAAGGAGACAACCACAAUGACAUCGUUCUGCCCGGAGACGACCCGCACAUUUCUGUGCAGAGUCGUGGCGGUCCUCAACAAUUUGAACUCUCCAGUUGGCUGCAGAUUGAAGGGGCGGAGCCUCAAGACUCAGGAACUUAUCACUGCAUAGCCCGCAACAGACUUGGCUCUGUCUCUGCCUCUGCUGCGCUGGGGGUCCUGCCAGCGGAGGAACUGUCAUCCUACUUGGCCAAUCACGUAUCUGUCAUGAAACAGCUGAGUGACGCCCUGGACUACGACCUCUAUUGAUGAUGAUGACGAUGAUGUUGAUGUCUCCUCCUCUGGCCCACCGUUGGCUGACCUUGAAUAAUUUACAUAGAGAAAGAUAAACUGUAAAGAUACAAAGAUAGAUGAGGUUAAAACGUGUGCUGAUUUGUAUUUUUAACAGCCACGCGAUUGGCUGUCUGUGAAGAGGCGGCGCAUCCGCAUCAAAUCCAAGCUAUACAAAACAUAUCGAAAGAAAAUAAAAAUAAAACAACUGUUACAUACUUAAGUCAAA